Messenger RNA from Drosophila nasuta, 1597 nucleotides. It is a transcript of the gene Nmnat, whose product is annotated as nicotinamide mononucleotide adenylyltransferase. The transcript is spliced from 5 exons. NCBI's taxonomy places the organism in Eukaryota, Metazoa, Arthropoda, Insecta, Diptera, Drosophilidae. The record is from RefSeq and is a predicted model, not a curated record. Gene Ontology annotation, biological process: NAD+ biosynthetic process. Gene Ontology annotation, molecular function: nicotinate-nucleotide adenylyltransferase activity; nicotinamide-nucleotide adenylyltransferase activity. Bases 128 to 904 code for a protein of 258 amino acids.
CGAAUUCGCAUUUGUUUUGAUUGCAUCAAAAACAGAUGGUGAAAUUCAGAGAGCGAGGAAGAGAAUAACAAAAAAUAAAAACAAGAAAAGAUUGCUGGUGCUAACUAAAUAAAAUUCAUUUUGACAAAUGUCCGGUUACAUUGACGAGCCAGAUAGCAUGUUGUCGUUGCCACGGGUAGCAUUCAUAGCAUGCGGUUGCUUCAGCCCCCCAACGCCGAUGCAUCUCCGGAUGUUUGAAAUUGCUCGUGAUUACUUUGAGAUAAAUGGCACGCACAAAGUUGUGGGCGGUAUCAUUUCGCCUACGCAUGAUUCCUAUGGCAAGAAAGGACUGGCGCCCUCCCUGGAUCGUUGUGCCAUGGUCAAGUUGGCGGUGCAGUCAUCCAGCUGGAUACGAUUGUCGGACUGGGAAGUGCAUCAGCCGCAAUGGAUGCGCACACAAGCCGUGCUCCAACAUCAUCAAAACUAUCUGAACAACUAUAUCAAUUCCCCAGGAGAUGAGGAGCAAAAUGGUCCGCUGCCAGGUUGGCUGCCACUCGGAUUACGGGAUCGUAAGGAUCCAAUACGUCUGAAGCUGCUGUGCGGUGCCGAUUUGCUCGAAUCCUUUGCAGUGCCUGGACUGUGGGCCCAAGAGGAUAUUGAGGAGAUUGUUUCCAACUAUGGACUAGUAGUGAUUACACGCUGUGGCUCCAAUCCGGAAAAGUUUAUAUUUGAAUCUGAUGUGUUAACCAAAUACCAGCGCAAUAUAACGCUGAUUACCAACUGGGUGCCCAAUGAGGUGAGCUCAUCGCUGGUGCGUCGUCUGCUGGGACGCGGCGAGUCUGUGAAAUAUCUGCUGGACGACUUGGUGCUCAACUAUGUGAUGCGUCAGGGCUUGUAUAAUGUGAAAUCAAAGCUUUCAACUUGAUACGUACACUGAAGAGGCUUAGUUAGAGCCACGAACACCCCACAUCUCGCGACUCACGUCACACACACAUGCCACAUCUGCCACCACUUUGGUAUCAUGCACACCGCCAACCAACUGUUUGUAUCCUCUCUCUUUUGCAACACAUUUGAAGGCAGCAGGAUGACAGCACAACGCUCAAGCAUCCAAAAGCUUGACACUGUCGCACUUUGCACCACGUUGUCGACUCGGAGUCGCAACACCAGCAACAGCAGCAGCAGCACCAACAGCAACUUCCUCAUCGCCACCAGCAGCAAUAUCCACAGCCACAAGACCAGCAAGCAUGGCAUCUUUUCAUGGAGUGUGAGUGAGCAAAAAAACCGAAAGAAAGAAACACAUAUAGAAAUGUUCUGCAGUUUUUGUUGCUCAAUUUCUGUUGCUGUUGCAUGUAAAUAUAUAUCUAUAUACGAAACUUCCUUUCUAAAAAUAUAUUAAGCACACCUGUGUAGAUAUUAGAUAUAGCAAAUAUCUGGUGUCCAUUUAGAUAUUCCAGUGUACGUAUCAUCAUUCUCAAGUUGCACAUAAUUAAGUUGAAUUCCCUUCUUAACAUAAGCUAUAAUCUGUUGUUGUUGUUGUUGUCGUUGUUAUACUGACACGCAUUCAUUACGUCGCUGUUUUUUGGGAUCGUAGUAAGUAUAUAACGGAUGCACUGCGUCC